AGCAGUGGCUGCUGCUCUCCGCGUCCCGCUGUCCGGCGCGACCUUACACACCGGCCUACGGCCUUAGACGCUGCCGGAGCUCGCGCUGCUGUCGGGACAGACACGGGCAGGAGGCGGAGGGUGAGCGCUGCAGGAGCCGCUGUACGCAGCAGGGCCGGGGACGCUGGCGCCUGCGCUCUCCGAAACAGCCACUGAGCGAGCCUCCAGCCUGACCCGCCACGGCCUGCCCGCGGGAGCCAAGUCUCCUGCCCGCCCGUUGUGUCCCGUUUAACUAAUGAUCUGAAUUGCUGCUUGUCUUAUAGACAUGAAUUACUCUCAUUUCAUCACUGCAGUAAGUGCAGCAAGAAAGGCAUCUCCAAUAAGACUUCUGACUGAAUUGAUGCAGAAGUCUCCCCCAUCACUAAUCUCCUUGGCUGGAGGGGCACCGAACCCCAACACUUUCCCAUUUAAGAUGGCCACUAUUACCACUGGAGAUGGAACUGCUGUGAAUAUUGGGGAGGAUUUGAUGAAGAGAGCGCUCCAGUACUCUGCCUCAGCAGGAAUUCCUGAGUUGUUGUCCUGGCUAAAGGAUUUACAGAAGAGUCUCCACAAUCCUCCCACUGCCAACUACAGUCCUGAUCAGGGCCAAAUGGAGAUAUGUGUCACCACCGGCAGCCAGGAAGGCUUGUCCAAAGUGUUUGAGAUGCUUAUUAACCCUGGAGACAACAUCCUUUUGGACGCACCUACCUAUCCUGGGACUCUAGCAGCUCUAAAACCUUUGGGCUGCAACAUAAUCAAUGUUCCCAGUGACCAAUACGGUAUUAUUCCAAAAGCCCUGAAAGAAAUUCUUUCCAGAUGGAGCCCAGAAGAUGUCAGAAAGCACAACAACAUUCCCAAAUUCCUGUACACCAUUCCAAAUGGUGGCAAUCCCACUGGAACCUCAUUGACUACUGACCGCAAAAAGGAGAUAUAUCAGCUUGCAAGACAGUAUAAUUUCCUUGUAAUAGAAGAUGAUCCUUAUUAUUUUCUUCAGUUUGAUAAGCCUUGGGCUCCAACCUUCCUCUCAAUGGACGUUGAUGGUCGAGUUAUCAGGACUGACUCUUUCUCUAAAAUUCUCUCCUCUGGGUUGAGAAUAGGCUUUUUAACUGGCCCCAAACCACUUAUUGACAGAGUUAUUCUGCAUAUACAAGUCUCAACAAUGCACACCAGCACUUUCACACAGCUUAUGAUUGCACAGCUUCUUCAGCAGUGGGGAGAAAAGGGUUUCCUGGAGCACGUAGACAGGGUUGUGGAGUUCUACAGGGUCCAGCGAGAUGCAAUGCUUGCUGCAGCAGACAAGUGGUUAAAAGGUCUGGCAGACUGGCAUGCUCCUGCUGCUGGCAUGUUUCUAUGGAUUAAAAUUAAGGGAGUUUCUGACACACAACAGCUGAUCAUGGAAAAAGCUUUGCAGAAAGAAGUAUUACUGGUUCCUGGGGGAGCAUUUAACAUUGAUAGCUCAGUUCCUAGUUCUUAUGUCAGAGCUUCUUUUUCUCUGUCUUCUCCAGCCCAGAUGGAUCAGGCUUUUCAGAGGCUGGCUGAGCUUAUAAAAGAAGCUGUAUGAAGAUCGCAAAUGAAAACCAUCUAGCAAAUUAAAAGUACCCUUCAAAAAAUCUGCACCUUUAUUAAAAGAGGAUUUCAUAAUGACAUUUAAGGAGCAAGCCACAAUACAGUGUAUAUUUCCUUGGUUGGUAUGAAUGCUUUGGGUAUUUAAAACAUGAAUAGAAGAUCGCCAAAAGACCUCAGAACAUGCCUUUUGAUAGGGAGUGCAGAAAGCUAUAGUUUAAUUAGAAAUUAUCUCGUUCAACCUAUUAACUCCUUUUUAUGACAGGCAAUAUCAUAUAAAAAGACUAUUAUUCCAAAUUGCAAUGCAGCUAUAGUAUAUGGUUAUGUGCACAGUAGCAAUAGUGUAGUUGAAGAAGAUAAUUCCAUGCUAAACCACCCUUCAUUUUCCCAUAACAUCCUCAAAAUUGUGCUGAAUCUUCUCACACCAGAACUUUUCCAAAAGUGAAUUUUAAAAGAAGGUUUGAACAAAUUCUAUUCAGUCAUUUUGAAUUAUUGGCGGAGGGAAUAGCUUUUCUACUUAGCAAAUAAA
Malaclemys terrapin pileata is the source of this 2110-nucleotide messenger RNA. RefSeq names its product aminoadipate aminotransferase (gene AADAT). Gene Ontology annotation, biological process: biosynthetic process. The record is from RefSeq and is a predicted model, not a curated record. The transcript has 14 exons. Gene Ontology annotation, molecular function: L-kynurenine:2-oxoglutarate transaminase activity; pyridoxal phosphate binding. NCBI's taxonomy places the organism in Eukaryota, Metazoa, Chordata, Testudines, Emydidae. The coding region runs from base 305 to 1579 and encodes 424 amino acids.